AUGGCCGUCAUUCUGGGACGCGAUGAACUUGGUCGUGUCAUUGAGACGCAGUUUCACGAUGGGAAGGUGCAGAUCUCUUGUAGAGGAGAUUCCUCAAGAAACAAGCGUGAAUCGAGCAGGCGAUAUAUUGUCGACCUCUUGACGAGGAUGUUCCUACCGGCUGGUUACCCGCAGAGCGUCUCUCCAGAUUACCUUCGCUAUCAAAUACUGAACGCGUUGCAAGCAUUCUGCAACUCGUUGGCCAGCUUGCUAUCCUCCAGAGCGAUUCUGCAAGGCUUCGGAGUCGGAGACCCCACAGCGACGCCUACCGGAGCCUUGCUUCUAACCAUUCUCCAAGAUGUAUGCAGUCGCCUAACCACCAUCUUUUCCGCGCAUAUAUUUGGGUCUUCUCUCUACCCCGAAGCGAAGACAUACCGUCUACUCGCCGACAUUCUCAACGACACAGCUGUCAUCUUAGACACGCUAUCUCCCUGGUUCAACACCCUACCUAUUCCUGGCCUGCGGAUAUUCUCGCUCUGCUUGAGCGCUGCCUUCAAGUCAUUAUGUGGAAUUUGUGCUGGAGGCUCGAAGGCUGCUAUUACAAUCCAUUUUUCGACUCCUCUGGUAGGGAAGGGGGAUGUCGGGGAUCUGAACGCGAAGGACGCCAGCAAGGAAACUGUCCUGGCCCUCUUCGGCAUGCUCCUGGGGAUCUUGAUUGUCCCUUACGUUACAACACCCUCAGCCACCUACACCGCCCUUGUCAUCCUCGUUGGGCUCCAUCUUACCACCAACUAUUUCGGCGUCCGGGGUCUUGUCCUACGUUCGCUCAACCGCCAACGCCUCUCCAUCGUCUGGAACACCUACCGCAGCUCUCCUACCCUCCAAGUACCUACUCCAUCUUCGGCAGCUGCCAGCGAGCGUAUCUUCGAGGGCUCCGGAAUCAUCCGCGACGUUGACACACUUCACGUUCAGGGCCACUGUACUAUUGGCUCGAGUUUUUCGGACAUUCUUCGCUCUCCUCUCCCCACUGAGCUUCUGGACCUCUUCGACCAGGAACGGUACAUUCUCUGGUUUGACCCCAGAUAUCUGAUUCAUCAUGAUGGACAAGAUCCUGCUAGAUCUAUGUCCUUCUCUGGCUUGAGACGUUUACACAUCUUCCUCAAGGAAGGGUAUACCAGUACAGAUCAACUUCGGGCAUGGGUUCAUGCGGUGGAAGUGUGCUGCGAUCGCGGCCUUCGGGCUGAUAAUAUAACGGAUCCUCUGGAAAUAAUUCGGACUGCUCAUAGAACGAUUUCUUCAAAGUUUUCAGACUUCUUGUCCAAACUACGAGCUGCGGGCUGGAACACCGACGAAGUUGCCAUUAUGACAGGCGCUCCUCAACUGGUUAUUACGGACAUUAGUCAAGGGACAGUCGGACCUGAAGGAAAGAAAACACGGUAG
Messenger RNA from Cyclocybe aegerita, 1419 nucleotides. Lineage: Eukaryota; Fungi; Basidiomycota; Agaricomycetes; Agaricales; Hemipholiotaceae. The record is from the annotation of a GenBank genome assembly.